GAAUCAGAUCAAUAUAAAAGAAAUUCCAAAUAACUCAACAAGUGACUCAUAACUUAAUUUGUGAAGUGACUUGAAAAAACAGAAUCAAGAAGAAGAAAAGACAAAUUGUGUGUGGAUCAUGGAUAAUCUUUGAAUGGAACCAGAAAGAAAUAUAAGUUUAUUGUGUGAAAAGAAUUUAGUGACACAAAAGUUCGAGAAAUAGGGAAACUUACGUCAUAAUUUAAAUAUUGUCGACAUUUUGGCUGAAACAUUUUUAUUGUCGGACAUUCCUUAGCAAUAAAACAACUUUGCGGCAUCUAGAGUCAGCACACACAAACAAAAAAAAGACAGACGCAACGUUGAGUAAGAAGAAGAAAAUUGGCAGAAGCACAAGGAAACAAACGACGAUAAUAAAAAAAUGAACCAGCAGUGUAAAGUGUGUGGGGAGCCUGCUGCGGGAUUUCAUUUUGGCGCAUUUACCUGUGAAGGAUGCAAAUCCUUUUUUGGUCGCUCAUACAACAAUCUAUCAUCAAUAUCGGAAUGUAAAAACAAUAGCGAGUGCGUAAUCAACAAAAAGAACCGAACGGCAUGUAAAGCAUGUAGACUUAAAAAGUGUCUUAUGGUUGGAAUGUCAAAGAAUGGAUCUCGUUAUGGACGCCGAUCAAAUUGGUUUAAGAUUCAUUGUUUAUUACAAGAACAGCAGCAACAGCGUGAACAGCAUCAGCAACAACAUCAACAAAACGGUCAUCCACCACAGCCGUACGAUCUCAAUUUCCUUAAUCUUAUGGAUGAUUACAGUAAAAAUAAUCACAAUCGUGCAUCCCUUUCGUCAUCGUCACCAUCAAUCAGCUCACCCGAUAGUCAUAAUUCUGAUAGUAGUGUAGAAAUUGGUGAUAAGAAGAAGAUGCACAAUUCGAUACACAAAAUUCCACCAAAAAUUCCCGCAAUCAAUCCAUCGCCGCUACCAUCACAAUUAGCAUCAUUUUUCCAAUUGAUGCCGCCUCUAGGGCCUUUACCGUUACAUCAUUUAGUUGGAUCACCCUUUACGAAAUUGAUGCCACCUCCACCUCUCGCAUCAUCAGCACACAAUUUCCUUCCACCUUCACUUUUUUCAUCGCCGUUUCACGAUUCACUUCAUCAUUUGUAUGCACAGCAGCAGAGCUUCUUAUCGUCUGCAAAUCUACCAUCGCCUCUCGCUAAUUUACCAAAUAAUAACAAUAAUAGUAGUAGUAACAACAACAAUAACAAAGAUAGUAUCAACAACAAUUUACUGCACAGCAAUGGCAAGAGUGCAGAUUUCUAUCAAAAAUAUUAUUUCAACAAAAUUAAUGGAAAGUUUCCAAUGAAUAAUCACGACGACGAUAAUGAGAAUGACGAUGUGACACCAUCAAAUUCACCGACACUUAAAGUUGAUGUUAAUUCACCGUCAUCGCCACACUCGACAGCAUCCUCGAAUUCGCCGAUCAUUUGCGAUGACAUCCAGAAUAAUCCGAUUGAUUUGAGCAUGAAAAAUGAGGAUCUGCUUAAUAACAAUACAAAUUAGUUAAUUUACUCACUUACAAAAUAUUUUUUUUUGUUGAAAAAAGGUGUCAAGUAAUAAUGUCACCGAUGGAAUGUGACUAAAGCGCAUUUUUGUCAGGGAUGAGUUUAUAGUUUGCUGUGUUUGAUAGUAUUUUGUAAAUUAGCUGUAAAUUUAGUUAAAAUUUGAUGAUUUAAAGUUGAUAUGAUCUAGUUUUUUGAAGAUUUUUGUAAAUUUUCUCCACCUCGAAAAGUAAAUUGACAAAAUGUUGAGGUUAAUUUGAUAUUUUUGAAAAAUUUUCGCUGAAAAUUUCUUCAAAAAAGUGGCAAGGAUGUAAAAUAACAAAAUUCAUUAUUACAUCCAUUGUAAUUGGCAAAUAAUUAAUGA
Chironomus riparius is the source of this 1885-nucleotide messenger RNA. The record is from the annotation of a GenBank genome assembly. Lineage: Eukaryota; Metazoa; Arthropoda; Insecta; Diptera; Chironomidae.